AUGGCUAGUCGAUCAUUUUCUCAUUUUGUUGAGAAAGAAAUGGGAAAAUUCCCACACUUUGUGAUCUAUAUGCUUCUUGAAUGGGUAUUAAUAUUAAUAUUAUUUCUUGAUGGGUUUCUAGCAUUCAUUGCUAAUGAGUUUGCAAGGUUCUUUGAAUUGAAAAUCCCUUGCUGGCUAUGCACAAGAUUUGACCAUGUAAUGGUUCAUAGAAAUCCGGAUUUUUAUUAUAACGAGUCGGUGUGUGAGACUCAUAAGAAAGACAUGUCAUCUCUUGCAUUUUGCCAUAAUCACAAGAAACUGUCGGACAUAAGAAAGAUGUGUGAAGGCUGUUUACUUUCAUUUGCAACAGAGAAGGAGUCGGAUUGUGACACAUAUAAAUCACUCGUGGGGAUUUUGCAUAAGGAUUUGGAGUGCUUUGUUGAAGAUGGACAACCAAUUCAGUUGAGUUUGAAAGAUGAUGAUGGUUCCACGAUGCAGGUUGUCGACAGAAAUAGUCCUCAAAAAUGUUCAUGUUGUGGACAACCAUUGAAAGUCAAAUCUUCUUCUUAUAAUGUUGCCAAAGGUAGACAUUCUGAAUCAUUUGCUCGAGCCCCGACUCCUUCACCACGAGCUUUUCCAUUUUCAAAUUCCGAAUCUCAUUCUCUACAAUUACCUCACAUUGGUUAUACACCACUCAAGUUUAUGUCACAAAAUGACUCCGAGCUUCUAGAGGAGGAGGAUGGCCACCAGAAUGUCAAAUUGAGGGAGGAUUCUAAAUCUACCAAUGUCCCUUUAUUACCAGAGUUAGGGGAUGAAGAUUCAAGCAAAUUAACUCCAACUUUUACAAGAGGUAAUAAGUUUUUUGGAAUCCCACUUUCAGAUUCAACAAACAAUAGUCCAAGAUGGUCUUACAAGUUUAAUAAGAAAUCGCCAUUGGAAAAGACAGAAUUUGCCGCAUCUGACUCCAACGAGAUUCAAAAUGAUUUUGAUGAUGCCAUUCUAAGUAAUUUGAAAAGACAAGUUCGUUUAGACCGCAAAUCACUCAUGGCCUUGUACAUGGAAUUGGAUGAAGAAAGAAGUGCUUCAGCUGUUGCGGCUAAUAAUGCAAUGGCUAUGAUAACAAGGUUACAGGCUGAGAAAGCAGCAGUGCAAAUGGAAGCUUUGCAAUAUCAAAGAAUGAUGGAAGAACAGGCCGAGUAUGACGAGGAAGCAUUAGAAGCAACUAAUGAAAUGCUUCUCAAAAGAGAGGAAGAACUAAGAGCUUUAGAAGCAGAAUUGGAGUUUUACAGAAGCAGAUAUGGUUGCUUUAUAGACGAAAAUAGUGGUAAUAAUACUCCUUCAUCCAGGAUCAAUGAAGAAGAUAAUAAUGGGCUCAAUUCUAAUCAACCUGCUAAAGAUUUUAAAGCAGAUAAGACUUAUUUGCUUGGUCGCAUGAAAAAGAUAGAAAAUAGAUCACCAUUUUCAGAAAAUGGAACUUACUCUGACACUACUACUAAUAAUAUAGAUAGUGAUACAGAAAAAGGAAGUGAAGUAUAG
Messenger RNA from Vicia faba (fava bean), 1515 nucleotides. The record is from the annotation of a GenBank genome assembly. Lineage: Eukaryota; Viridiplantae; Streptophyta; Magnoliopsida; Fabales; Fabaceae.